GUGAAAUGUGACUCAUUUCCUGCAACAAAGCCAUAUUCAAUUACCAUGGCUAAGAUAAGUCCAGCCCACAAGCCAUCCAAGCAAAACGCUGCUGUGGGGCUAAAACCACCUCUGAAGCAUUCUGCUCUUAAAGCUGGACAGACCAGAGACUGAGCAUCAUGACAAGCAGAUUUUCUGCUUGUGUGCUGGCUUUGCUGCACUUCUGUCUUUCCUCUGACUCAUACGGACCACAGACAUUGCCUGAUGUUGGAGAUGCAGAGUUUAUUAAGGAAUGUGUGCAAACCCAUAACAGAUUCCGGUCCGGCGUGAAUCCAUCGGCCAGCAACAUGCUCUACAUGAGUUGGGAUCCAGAUUUGGCAAAGACUGCAAAAGCUUGGGCAAAGAAGUGCCUGUUUGAACAUAAUACGCACCUGAAAGAGCCAGGGCAGGCUCACCCCAAGUUUAGCCCCGUUGGAGAAAACCUCUGGACUGGCUCACUUUCUAUUUUUACUGUGCAAGGAGCCAUCACCUCUUGGUACAACGAGGUCAGUGCCUACACUUAUGCCACCAAUAAAUGCAGAGGAGCAUGCGGCCACUAUACACAGAUUGUUUGGGCUACAAGCUACAAGGUUGGCUGUGCUGUCCACUUCUGUCCCAGGGUGGCAUACUCCUCCAUAACCAACGCAGCACACUUCAUCUGCAACUACGGGCCAGCUGGGAAUUACCCAGUGCGCCCAUACAAGACAGGAGCAGCAUGCAGUGACUGCAAUGGCGAGCAGUGCAUUAACCAGCUGUGUCGAAAUGCAGAGCGUGACAAAGUCAUUAGUGAUUCCAAGUGGUAUCCAGAGUGGGACAGAUCUCCAUGUGAUGAGUACUGUAUCAUCAUUAUUGCUUUAAGGCCAUUACUCCUUAUACUGACAAUUCUGGCCACCUGGCUCCUACCAAAAUACUGGUCUGUAAUACCUGCCAGUGAGUGACACAGGCAGAAGGCGACAAGAGUACUUGGGUCAACUCAUCCCUUCCAUGCACAUAAGUUACCAGCAGCACAAAGAUUGAUAGAGACAUUGUUUGCCUCCAAAGGUGAUUCAGAGGUACAGAAUUAGCACCUUUGCUGCAGGCAGCAGCUGGGAGAGCUGAUAAGCAGCUUUCUCACUGUUCAGAGCCAGUAACUGGUUUUAAAUCACUCAUGUAUUUAGUGGAGUGGUGUGAACAGGACCCGGUGGGUGGGGGAGCACACUGCCCAGGCAGCACACUGAGGCACAGGCAGGUGUCCAACACGCUCUCUUAGAGACGGCUGGAGGGUGCCCAGGCCAGGAGCCUGGCCCCAGGCAGAACUCUCCCCUCUCUCAUUCCUCUUGUCCUCUUUUCUUGGAUGUUCCUCCAGCAAGAUGCAGAGCAGCCUGGAAAGGUUUUUAUUUAUACUUAUUUUUAAGGACUUUUUGGACCUUUGGGAGCUCUGGCAUUUGCAUCCUGGAGCAGGCAAUGUAUUUCCCAUUUGCCCUGCACUGGGGCCACUGAAUUAUCUUUGCUUAGGAUUUGGUUUUAAACACGUCAUCUGUGCCAAGAUACAGUUUCACCUGUGUUUACAUAUGAUUAGAUAUC
Neopsephotus bourkii (Bourke's parrot) is the source of this 1581-nucleotide messenger RNA. RefSeq names its product GLI pathogenesis related 1 (gene GLIPR1). The transcript has 6 exons. The record is from RefSeq and is a predicted model, not a curated record. Gene Ontology annotation, cellular component: extracellular region. Lineage: Eukaryota; Metazoa; Chordata; Aves; Psittaciformes; Psittacidae. The coding region runs from base 159 to 956 and encodes 265 amino acids.